AUGUCUUACGGAGGAAAUUACGACGGUGGUUACACCAACAACUCAUACGGUGGAGGAAACUCCUACGGUGGUGGUAACUCUUACGGUGGAGGUAGAAACCAAGGUGGCUUUGACCGUGGUUACGGUGGCGGAAGAGGUGGAUACGGUGGUAGAGGUGGAUACCAACAAGAAAGAAUUGAAUUGACCACCCCAGACUGGGACUUGGAAAGUUUACCAAAAUUCGAAAAGAACUUCUAUUCUGAACAUCCAGAUGUCCAAAAUAGAUCCGAUAGUGACGUUAAGAAAUUCAGAACUGAACAUCAAAUGACCAUUUUGGGUAACGAUAUCCCUCACCCAAUCACCACCUUUGACGAAGCUGGAUUUCCAGACUACGUUUUAUCUGAGGUUAAAAACCAGGGAUUCCCAAGUCCAACUGCUAUUCAAUGUCAAGGUUGGCCAAUGGCCCUUUCUGGUAGAGAUAUGGUCGGUAUUGCUGCCACUGGUUCUGGUAAGACUUUGUCUUACUGUCUUCCAGCUAUUGUGCAUAUCAAUGCUCAACCAUUAUUGUCUCCAGGUGAUGGUCCAAUUGUCCUCGUCUUGGCUCCAACUAGAGAAUUGGCUGUUCAAAUUCAAUCUGAAUGCUCCAAGUUCGGUAAGUCUUCAAGAAUUAGAAACACUUGUGUCUAUGGUGGUGCUCCAAAGAGUCAACAAAUCAGAGAUCUUGCCAGAGGUAGUGAAAUCGUCAUUGCCACUCCAGGUAGAUUAAUUGAUAUGUUAGAAUCUGGAAAGACCAACUUGAGAAGAGUUACCUACUUGGUGUUAGAUGAAGCUGAUAGAAUGUUGGAUAUGGGUUUUGAACCACAAAUCAGAAAAAUUAUUGAUCAAAUUAGACCUGAUAAGCAAACUUUGAUGUGGUCCGCUACUUGGCCAAAGGAAGUCCAAGCCUUGACCAGAGAUUACUUGAAUGAUCCUAUUCAAGUUACUGUUGGUUCUUUGGAAUUGGCUGCUUCUCACACUAUUACUCAAUUAGUUGAAGUUGUCACUGAAUUUGAAAAGCGUGACAGAUUAGUUAAGCACUUGGAAACUGCUACUUCAGACCCAGAAGCUAAGUGUUUGAUUUUCGCAUCCACUAAGAGAAUGUGUGACGAAAUCACAUCUUACUUGAGAGCUGAUGGAUGGCCUGCAUUAGCCAUUCACGGUGACAAGGCACAAAAUGAAAGAGACUGGGUCUUGAAGGAAUUCAGAUCUGGUAAGAGUCCUAUCAUGGUUGCAACUGAUGUUGCCGCCAGAGGUAUUGAUGUUAAGGGUAUUUCCUUUGUUAUUAACUUAGAUAUGCCAGGUAAUAUCGAAGAUUACGUUCAUCGUAUUGGUAGAACUGGUAGAGCUGGUACUAAGGGUACUGCUGUCUCAUUCUUCACCCAAGAUAACUCCAAGCUUGGUGGAGAUUUAUGUAAGAUCAUGAGAGAAGCUAACCAGACCAUCCCACCUGAAUUACAAGCAUUUGACAGAAGAAGCUUUGGAUCUCACAUUAGAUAUGGUAGAGGUAGAGGUGGUUACGGUGGUAGAGGUGGAAGAGGCGGAAGAGGUGGAAGAGGUGGAAGAGGUGGACGUAACUUUCAAACUGGUUCCAACACUGCUCCUAUGGCUAACCGUCGUUUCUAA
This is a messenger RNA of Dujonia railenensis, 1641 nucleotides long. The record is from the annotation of a GenBank genome assembly. Lineage: Eukaryota; Fungi; Ascomycota; Pichiomycetes; Serinales; Debaryomycetaceae.